Messenger RNA from Alexandromys fortis (reed vole), 1058 nucleotides. Its product is annotated as homeobox protein unc-4 homolog. The transcript has 3 exons. Bases 81 to 686 code for a protein of 201 amino acids. The record is from RefSeq and is a predicted model, not a curated record. Lineage: Eukaryota; Metazoa; Chordata; Mammalia; Rodentia; Cricetidae. Gene Ontology annotation, molecular function: DNA binding.
AUUAAAGCCAAACUCCUAGCGUAGAUUCUCCACCUGUGAAGCUGAAGUCAAGUGAACUGCGGCCAAUAAGGAAGUAACUGAUGGCGGAAGGGCCUGCGCCGCGUGAAUCUGCUCCCUCAGAAGGAUGUUUGUAUGUCAAGCAGUUAGACUGUACUCUGGGUACCCUUGACCUGGAGUACAGUUGGGAACAGCUGUCUGAACUGGAAAAACACUUCAGGAUGGAGCCACACCCAGACCUCGAAGCUCGAAGGGCCCUGGCCAUGAGACUAAACCUGACUGAGGAACGAGUUAAGACUUGGUUCACCCUGCGUUCCCUGAAGCCUGAGACGUGCAUUCUCUCUGCUUGGCUACUAUGGAAGCCUGUCCGCCGCUAUCGCUAUAACCCUUAUUCCUGUGCUUCCAGCAAAGUUGGGGGCUGCCGGUCACCAAGCAGGCCCAUCAAUUCCCGGGAGCGAUUUAGACAGAAUUUUCCGAGAUACCUGGAGCUCAUGCAGUACCACACCCGCAGAAGGCAUUUAAGGCAAGGUUUGUACAAGUCACGGGAGAGCACAGUGAAGCCUCACAUCAGCCAUGCAUCCUGUCAAGACAAGGAGUCUUCCCAAAACAGCCCCGGGCUCCCCGAAACUUUGGAAGCCUUGAAGAAGCUCAGACUGUCUUCUGGGUACCCAAACACAGAUGAUUUCUGAGAAUGUCCUGCUUUGCCUUACCGCUCACUCUGGUAUCUAGGGGUGACAGCCAUUUGGGGGGUUCUUAUUUUACACUGUGGAUGUUUUGUUUCUGGCCUGGGACUUGUAGCUUUUAUCACCCAAGUGCCAGGCUGCACCAUGCGUGUUGUUACUUAGUUGUUUGGGUUUUUUUUUCUAUUCCUAUGGGAUUUUUUUUUUUGUGUAACAUUCAGUUUCAAUUUUUGUUUUUAUUUGAGGACAUUUCAUGCACCAGCUUGUCCUAGCAUUGGCUUAUUGUUAGAUGUUAUUCAGCUGGCUUGUUGCUGGGGCUGUUGGACUUUCAUGUCUGUGUUAGGUUGAUAAUAAAGCUAUUCAUAGAAAGUAAAAUGACAA